AGCAGCAUUUGCUGCCUCAAUAAUGACCACAACCCUUCAAUCGGUUUCGCCUUCAGAUCGUCACGUCUGAGAUGCUUUUUUGCCACUACCAUUGAUUGUAGAACCACACCCAUUGCUACGGGCAUCAACCACAAUGGCUGCACUUGGUCCCCGCAACACCCACCCUGACAUCCGAGCGAGGAUCAGCAUCCAUGAUCAAUCAGCCGAAGACAUCAGGGCACAACUCCAACUGGCCGAUCAACAGCAGAAGGCCCUCCGUUCACAACAGUCAUACCUGUCUCCCAUACCUGUUGCUCCUCUUCAUCGCGCAGUCCUCCGAAAGAGCAGGACUUUACCUCACCGAAUCCAACAGCUUCAACUCGCUCUCAACCUUGCACCGCGAACGCGAAGCAGACGCAGCUGCAUUGAGCCUAUACAGAGGAUCUCCUAUUUCUGCAAUCAGCCCGCCAUGCGUUGGCUUGGGUUGGAAACCCUCUGCCGAGUACGAGCCUCAGGACCCAACUCCACCACGACCCCAACUACGGGUGCAAACAUUCAAGGAGCAAAGGAGAUACCAAAAGCUACUCACAAAAUCGUUCAAAAAGCAGCAGAAGGAGCAGCUUAGAGCACAAAAGGAAACCGAAGAAUUACAUCGUGCAUUCCAGGCCGUGGAAAGUGCCGUUGCUCGAGGACAGAAGCUGCCUGUGCGCGCUAAAAGCACAAGGAGCAUUGCAUCCCAGGUAGUGAAGAAACUAAGUCUGAAGCGUCCCCUCGACCGGCUUACCCGUCAUGUCACGAAGGAUAAACACGAGCCGCCAAGGGUCAUCGACUUCGACACCAAACAGGAUUUCCAGGAGUAUCUCCAUCCAACACAGGAUUCGGAGUCUGGCGGAAUUGCAGAACUUCCCGCCGAGCUGCCGCAAUACACACCCUUCCAGGAUUCGACUCGUACACAAGACAACGAACCUCCGGUCUUGUUGGAGAACGCUCCCAUGUCAAACGAGAAAGAAGAUGUGUUGAUUACCAAGGACGACGAGAUGGCGCCGAAGCCGUCCCGGACCAAUUCUAGGUCGAUGCGGUGUGAUCAUUGCCAGACUCCCAUCCGCCUAGACCAGGUCUACUACCAUUGUUCCAUCUGCGAGGACGGCGAUCGUAUAGUGUGCUCGUCUUGUGAUCAAGCUGGCUGGAGCUGUCGCCAUGAGAUAACCCUCAAGGUGAGGAGUGUCUCACGUAUGCCGACACCACGGAAAGAAGAGUCGACCAGUCUGGGUAGGGAGCGAAGCGCUUCAGAGGCACAACUGUACACUACUGCUGCCAUGUCGGGUCUCCACAUCCCGGGGCCUUCGUCGGAGGCUGAUCGACAGAUCCACCAUUCGCUUCCAGGCACAAUGUCGGCGAUUAGUCCUUGGGCUUACAACGGCGUCCUCGCACGUCACCAGCCAGCGACUGGAGCACAGGAACGGCAUACCCACCAUGUUUCGGCUGUCGACCACAGCAAGGACGUUGAGCUUCGACGACUGGAGCAAGAUUUGGCUCUGCGUGUGAAGGAAGUUACUCUACGUGAGCAGGAGGCUGCCGUGAGAGAACAGCACGCUUCUUUGAGGGAACAACAGGCGGCUUUGGACGUCAAGCAACAGUGGUUCACCCUUCAACUGCGCUCUGCAUUGGAAAAGGAGACCAACGUUGGGGUCGGGGCUCAAUUCGAGGACGACUUCCAGGACAAACACAUAAGAAGCCAUGCAAACAAGCGAAAGGCAAGCGACCGUCAAAGUGGUGUUUCCCCAUCCAACUCUAUCGGUGCGGGCCAGCGAUCGCCGCAUAAACAUUCGCCACGUGCUGGACAUGGACAGGAUCCAUCUGAAGAUGACGAAGAAGAGAAUGGAGCUGGCACGCCGAAAAAGAUCAAGCAAGAAUUAGAUGCCGCCCAGCCACCUGAGAAGCUGUUUGCUUGUCCAUAUUGCAAAUUUGACAAACCUAGGUACUCUGAGCGAAACGUCCAUGAGAAGCAUUAUCGCGGUUGUGCCAGCGGCUAUUGGCCAGACAUAUCUCGGCUGAAGCAGCAUUUGUACCGGGUGCACUGGCGAAAACUCCAUUGUGUCAGGUGCUAUGAACAAUUUGACAAAAGAGAGCUGCUCGACAAACACUCCAGAGCAGCACAGCCAUGUGCUGUGGGGGAGUGCCGAUUCCCCGAAAAGUUCGACGAUGCGCAGUAUAACGAGAUUCGCCGGAAGAGGCCAGCUCACUCUGCCGAACAAGUCUGGUAUAUCAUUUAUAGUACAUUGUUCCCUGGUCAGCCACAGCCUACCAGUCCUUAUGCCGAAAACGUCAAGAAUCAAGCAGACGAUGAGCAAAGUCCUUGCGUUCCGGAGCAAGACGCCAUGGAUGUGCUGGGCGAGGUUUUCGAGUCACGUUUGGAUCAGCAAGUUGAGUCUGCAGAACAAGCCUGGCUUCGAGCACCAGCAGCACGUGACUUUAUCCGCCAACAACUCAGAGCGUCCAUGGUUGAUGUCAUUCAGCGGCUUAGACACGCCAGCAGUCCUUCCAUGACCCAUCCCUCCCUAGAGAUAUCGCCGGAUUCGGCUGUGCCGUCAGAGGCCGCGCGAGCAAGUUCCAUCUCCCUGACUCCGGCAAACUCUGUGCCACCUUCGCCUAUCAACGGUCCUGGAGUUACCAACGGACCGCGCUCCGAUAGCUUUCUGUUACCAAGUCAUCGCCACAGUUUCAGCCGGCCAUUGCCUGCAAGGGUACCUCAGCGGAGCCUGGAAAGCUACUCGUUCGAGGCCUUGGGACAACAACCUUUCGAAAACUUCAGCGACUUAACCAUGGGCACCAAAUUUGCCGCCGGUGCGGCUACAGACCCUGAAAAUGAUCAGUAUGACAAAGAUUCUGGUAGCUGGACGCAAGGAGAUGAACAAGGCCUGGCCAUCUCCACCGAUUUUGACUUUGAUAUUCAGCCAACGAUUGAUUCAGCAGUUACCGAUCUGGAUGAGAAUGCUAGGCCAGAAGGUUCGACACGGUGUAUCUCUGCGUUUAAACCGGUGCGACUGUCUAGCAUGGAGCCCCCAUCGACGCAGAAUCCGGCCAUAGCUUCGGGAUUGAAAGCCAACCACUCGAAUGCUUCAUCUGUUGACUCGGGCUAUGGAAGCCGUCGACCAUCCAUGUCUCAGACCUCAGCCAACCAUCCUGCUUCUUCCGCAGCGAAACACAACGGUCGGCCAGUACAGGACAAGGUGAAAGGAAAGAGCAAAGAACCGAUUCGACCAGCUAGCCCAGUGCCAGAGUCGGACAUCAACUUCAACGCUUUCGAUGUUUCAUUUGAGGAGUUUCUGAAUCCCCACGGAGAUCCGUGUUCAUGGGAACAAUCAUGAUGUAUGGAGUACUUGCAAUAGCAUGGCAGUAUAACGGAUUAUGAGGAUGCACGCACA
Exophiala viscosa is the source of this 3404-nucleotide messenger RNA. RefSeq lists its product as uncharacterized. The transcript is spliced from 3 exons. Lineage: Eukaryota; Fungi; Ascomycota; Eurotiomycetes; Chaetothyriales; Herpotrichiellaceae. Bases 192 to 3347 code for a protein of 1051 amino acids. The record is from RefSeq and is a predicted model, not a curated record.